UUUCUUCCUCAAAUUAUCUUUUGCUCUGGUUCCUUCUAAAUAUCGACUUUUCACAGGUUCUUACACACAGAAAUUAAAGAAGAAGAAGAAUGGAUUCAGAUGCAAAUAUGCAAAUCAUAAUAUCAUCACCAGACCUACAAAUCCCAUCUCGAUCCAUUAUCAUGAACCCUAACCGAACAAUCCAACAUCUCAAACAAAAAUUCCUCCCAAAAACAAUCCCAUCACAAACCCUAGAUUCUCUGUACUUUACUCACCAUGGAAAACCCCUUACAGACACCUCAACAAUAUCAUCAAGUUGCAAUUUAAACUCAUCAAUUUCUAACCUAACUCUUCGAAUUAGGGUUUGUGGCGGUGGUGGUGAUGGAGGAGCAACUGGUGCGGAAUCACGAGAUUGUUAUCUUAAUAUGUACGCAGUUAAGAAACCAGAUAAAGUUGAUCCAAAUGAAACAAGAUUAUCUAAAUGGACGACUUGUGCUUUAUCAUUUGAGCCAUUGAAACCUCCUUGUGUGAUUGAUCAGAUUGGGAAUAUGUUUAAUAAAGAAUCACUGGUUGAGGCAUUGUUAGGGAAGAAAUUGCCUAAAGGGUUUGGGCAUAUUAAGGGUUUGAAAGAUAUGAUUCCAAUUCAUCUUUCUCCGAUUCCAAAAAAGAAGAACGAUAGCGAUGAUGUUGAUAACAUUAGUUUCGAUACGAAGUUUCAGUGUCCAGUUGCUGGUGUGGAGUUGAAUGGUAAGUAUAAGCUUUUUGCUUUGAGGAGUUGUGGUCAUGUUUUGAGUGCAAAAGCAUUGAAAGAAGUUAAAUCAUCGUCUACUUGUAUUGUUUGUCAUAAAGAGUACACAGAAUUUGAUAAAAUUGUGAUUAAUGGGAGUGAGGAAGAAGUAGCUGAGUUGAAGGAAAGAAUGGAAUUGGAGAAGGCGAAGUUAAGAGAAAAGGUAAAGGAGAAGAAGAAGAUGAAGGUGAAGAGUAAUGUGGGGUUAAAGGAGGAGGAGGAGAUGAAUAAUGUGAGUUUGGAGUGUUCGAAAUUGAGUGGGAUGAAACAUGGGAUUGAGGAGAAGGAGGUGGAGUUGGUUAAAAAUGUAGGGAACGGAAAGAUUGGUGGUAACAAGGGAGGGUCUUCUCUUGUUAAAGAGGAGAGUAAUGGGGUGCCUAAGAAAAAGUUUAAAGCAACUGAUAUAGCUCCACCCAAUGCUACAAAGGUUUAUGCUUCCAUUUUCACUUCGUCAAGGAAAUCAGACUUCAAGGAAACUUAUAGUUGCAGAUCUCUACCACUAGGUAGAAAUUGAUUCGGAUGGCAAUCGGCACAAUCAUGUAACACCUCUCAUUUCUAAGUAAACUUUCUUUUCUUCUUGUUUAAUGUUUUAGCACUUCUAUUGUGGAUUUCUUUCCAUUGUAAUUUGCAAGCGGUUGCUUAUACCUUUGUGCAAUCGUAUCAGCUUUUUAUUGGGUUCUGGAUAUGAUACUUUGUUUAACUAUAAACAUAUUUGUCUGUAGACUAGUGCUUGGUUUAA
Messenger RNA from Papaver somniferum (opium poppy), 1505 nucleotides. RefSeq names its product protein RTF2 homolog. The record is from RefSeq and is a predicted model, not a curated record. Bases 90 to 1280 code for a protein of 396 amino acids. Gene Ontology annotation, cellular component: nucleus. Gene Ontology annotation, biological process: mitotic DNA replication termination; site-specific DNA replication termination at RTS1 barrier. The transcript has a single exon. Lineage: Eukaryota; Viridiplantae; Streptophyta; Magnoliopsida; Ranunculales; Papaveraceae.